CUAUCUGACCAGAGAUUUUUUAAUGGGUAUAUUCAUGUCAGUAUAGAAUAAUACUCAAUUCUUACGAGUACUAUUUUUUAACGUAUAAUUUACAUUAUUUAAAAAAAAUUAAGUUUAAUAAAAUGUUGUUAAAUUGCUUUAAAGUUUGUCUUUUGCUAUUUUAUAUCGAAUAUGCAAGUCAUAUUAUUUUAGAAAGCUUUGGUCAAAUAUUGGAGCUCGAUGAAGGCGAUGUUUGCAAACGAACUUUGGAUAACUCACAACCACAUCAUAUUUGUCGACAUCUCAAAGAUUGUGUUGCAGUACAUGAAUCACUUAAAAAGCGUAAUUAUCCCCGAAUUUGUUCUUUUGUAGGAUUUGAACCUAUUGUAUGCUGUCCGUCUUAUAAUAAAGUAACUCCAACAACGUCAAAGAUAACAUUAACCCCUAGUAAAUCAGGAACAUCACAAUAUGCCGCUAAAAUGUGUAAUGAGUAUAAAAAGUUACCAUUUGAUUUUCUUUCGUUGGGUUUUCAUGAAGUUAACAAAAAUCAAAAUAAAAAUUUAAAUGAAGCAUACUAUAAAGAGUUUCCACACAUGGCUUUGAUAGGUUAUGGUGAUUCAGAAAACUCAAUAACAUGGGAUUGCGGUGGUUCAUUGAUUAGUAAUAGAUGGAUAUUAUCAUCAGCACAAUGCAAUAAAUCAGGAAAAUCUGCUAAUUUUGCACGAUGGGUCCUCCUUGGUUUAAUUAAUACUGAUUGGAUAGAUGACAAAGACCGACAAGCAAAUUUGUAUGAAAUCGAAAAGCGAGUACUGCACAAAAACUAUAGACCGACAUCGAUGUAUUAUGAUAUAGCUUUAUUCCGUUUGAACAGAGAAGUUGAAUUUUCAGAAAAUAUCAGACCUAUUUGUUUGAACUCAGAUCAUUUAUUCAAUCCUACAGAAGUAAUCGCAACAGAAUGGGAUCAAAAUGUUACAGUUUAUAGCAACAAUAAAAAACAAACUAAAAUACUACAAAAAAGUAUGCUGAGCACCAUAUCAGAAAAUGAAUGCAAUGCUGUUUAUUCCACGGGUGUUAAUAAACAAUAUGGAAUUCAAAUAUCAGGUGACAGUCAAAUUUGUACUAAGUAUGUGGAAGAUACCUGUGUGCUUGAUACAGGAGGUCCAUUACAAGUAAAAAAUCCAGGUGGUGAAUUCACGACAUAUACCCAAAUAGGUAUUAUAUCAUUUGGAAAAUCAUGUGGUUACCCAGGUGUACCAAGCGUGUAUACUAAAGUCUCCGCUUUUAUAUCUUGGAUCGAAGAAAACGUAUGGAAAUAAAAAUCAAGAAAUAUUUAUUUAAUGAAAUAAAUUUAUAAUUAAUUUAAUUAGUAUUUCAUGAAAUAUUUGUAAUUAUCGACGCAAAUAUUUUCAUUAUUAGACAUUCAAAUUUAAGCUUUAAAACAUUUACCAGAACACUCAAAACUAAAAUGUGAUUUGUGUUGUUUUAAACUAUACAGAUUAAAUCAUAUUGUCAUUAUUAUAUUGCUGAAUUUAGUUUUUGUGGUAAAUUUUGUUUUUAUAUAAUAAAUAAUAAAAUGAACAUUAAGUUAAAAUUAAAUUCACUUUUUAAAGAUAAUAUUUAAAAAACAUUGUAAACUCCCAAGAAAAUGUUAGGGUUUUUAUAUACUGGUUCAAAGAAAAUGUAAUAGAAUGCUAGUAAGAUAAUUUGUUACUAUAUUACUUAAUCAGUUUAAAUAAAUGUUUUAAAAUAUAA
Messenger RNA from Daktulosphaira vitifoliae (grape phylloxera), 1731 nucleotides. RefSeq names its product clotting factor G beta subunit-like. The transcript is spliced from 7 exons. NCBI's taxonomy places the organism in Eukaryota, Metazoa, Arthropoda, Insecta, Hemiptera, Phylloxeridae. The record is from RefSeq and is a predicted model, not a curated record. Gene Ontology annotation, biological process: proteolysis. Bases 123 to 1295 code for a protein of 390 amino acids. Gene Ontology annotation, molecular function: serine-type endopeptidase activity.